Molecule: messenger RNA, 1122 nt
Organism: Chenopodium quinoa (quinoa)
Lineage: Eukaryota; Viridiplantae; Streptophyta; Magnoliopsida; Caryophyllales; Amaranthaceae
Exons: 1
Coding region: 1-1122 (373 amino acids)
Molecular function (GO): RNA-DNA hybrid ribonuclease activity; nucleic acid binding
Source: RefSeq, a predicted model, not a curated record
AUGUUUGAGUGGACAGAGGAGGCCAAGGAAGCCUUCAUACAGUUGAAAAAUCACUUCCAUACACUUCCUCGGCUCGUUAAUCCACUCAAAGAUGAGAAGCAUUAUAUGUAUUUGGCUAUCUCAGAUAAUUCCUUGAGCGCCGUCCUGCUUACUGAAAGGGAUGGCCAUCAGAUCCCUAUGUAUUUCAUCAGCCAUAUUCUGCACAUUGUCGAGCUUAAGUAUCCAUCUAUAGAAAAGUUCGGCCUGGCAUUGUUCAUGGCAUCAAAGAAGUUAAGGCCAUACUUUCUUGCUUAUUCGAUUGUGGUCUACACGGACCAACAGUUAAAGAAGUUGUUCACAACAUUGGAGGCCAACGAUCAAAUUCUUAAAUGGGCCUUAGAGUUGAGAGGAUUUGAUAUCACAUUCGAACCCAGAAAUGCAAUCAAGGGCCAGGCCUUUGCAGACUUCUUGGUCGAAAUGACACGGUCGAAUUUACAGCUGACAAGGGAUCAGAUUUGGAAAGUUUUUGUGGAUGAAAGUGUAACGGUGACCGGAUGCGGCACUGGUAUCGUACAUCUAUCUCUAGAAGGAGACAAGUUUGAGUAUGCUUUAAUAUUUCAUUUCCAAGCCUCUAACAACGAGGCCGAGUAUGAAGCCCUUCUAGGCGGCCUCACAAUGUGUAAGGCGGCCGGGGUAACUAAAAUUGAUGCCUGUUUAGACUCUCAGCUGAUAGACAGCCAAGUGAAUGGUGACUACGAGGCUAGGGAGCUGAAAAUGAUUAAGUAUCUACAAAUGAUGAAGGAUGAGGCCGAGAGCCUAGAGCAUUUCACACUACAACAAGUCCCCCCAUCCAAGAAUCAUCAGGCGGACGCCCUCUCCAAGCGGAGCAUUGAUUCCGAAGCCGUGCAAAUAAUUGACAGAAGCUCCACACGGAUGGAUAGAAUAAUCUCCUAUCUUAAGGAUGGAGUUCUUCCGGACGACCCAAAGGAGACUUGGCUGAUGAAGAAGAAGGUGGCAUGGUUUGAGAUAAAAGGAGAGGACUUGUUCAAAAGAUCAUUUGUAAAGCCCUAUCUGAAAUGUGUCACGCCUAAGAGGGGGCAUGAAGUGCUGGAUGACCUCCAUCAGGGGAAUUACGGAACAUAG